Messenger RNA from Sorex fumeus (smoky shrew), 291 nucleotides. RefSeq names its product chromosome unknown C15orf48 homolog (gene COXFA4L3). Bases 18 to 269 code for a protein of 83 amino acids. NCBI's taxonomy places the organism in Eukaryota, Metazoa, Chordata, Mammalia, Eulipotyphla, Soricidae. The record is from RefSeq and is a predicted model, not a curated record. The transcript is spliced from 4 exons.
UCUGCACUGAAUUCAUCAUGAACUUUUUCCAAAUCCUCACGAAGAAGAAGGAAAUCAUUCCCUUGCUGUUGUUUGUUUCUUCUGGGGGUUGCGGAGCUCUGUUCAUCGCUGUGUACUCCCUUAAGAAGUCCGAUGUGAUCAUUGAUCGAACAAGAAACCCAGAGCCUUGGGAAUAUGUGGAUCCUAAUGUGCCUGCAAAGCUCCUAACAAUUAACCAAGAGUGGAAGCCCAUUGAAGAGUUGCAGAAGGUCCGAAGGGCAACCCGAUGAGCAGCCCUUUCCUCCUCCUCCC